AUGCCUGAAAGCACGCUCAUCGACGACCACGUCUCCCUACAACAGUGCAAGCGCGCGGUGGACGCACUACUGACCCAUGCGACUAAGUUCGAGGAGGCGAAGGCCGAAAGCGAGCUCCUGCCAGGCAAGGAGCAGAACGUCUGGCUGGUUGUGAACACCAAGGUUAUGCACCCGGAGAAGAAGCUGAAGCCUGCAAGGAUACCUGUCAAGUACCCGAUAGUUGACCCGCGCACGAGCCCGGUGUGCCUCAUCGUCAAGGAUCCGCAGCGGGAGUACAAAGACCUGAUCGCGAGCCAGGGCAUCAAAUUCAUCUCCCGCGUCGUAGACAUCCGGCACUUGAAGGGGAAGUGGAAGCCGUUUGAGGCGCGAAGACUGCUGCUCAAGGAGAACGGCUUAUUUCUCGCGGACGAGCGGGUCGUCCCUCUGCUCCCUAACCUCCUCGGGAAGAUCUUCUUCAAGGCAAAAAAGCAACCCAUCCCCGUAUGCGUCACGCGCAAAGACCUCAAGGGCGAGCUCGAGCGCGCCAUCUCCUCCACCUACUUCCACCAAAACCAGGGCACCUGCACCUCCGUGAAGAUCGGUACCGUCUCCCAAAAGCCCGCGCAGGUACUCACGAACCUCCAGACCGCGCUUCCCGAAGUCGUCAAACACAUCAAGGGCGGCUGGGACAACGUCCAGAGUUUCUUCCUCAAGACCAACUCCUCCGCCGCGCUCCCUAUCUGGCAGUGCGACCUCGGCACCGAGACCGGGGCGCGCUGGGAUGGACUCGUCGUGAGCGAGAAAGACGAGGACGAGGAUAUGGAUGAUGAUGAGGAGAGCGAUGAGGACGAGGACAUGAAGGUGGACGCGCCUGCCAAUGCCGGGGCUAAGGCUAAGGCUGCGGCGGUGGCGGCGGCCAAGGAGGCGGACCCGAAGGUCAAGGGGAAGAAGCGCGUCGCGGAGGAGGUCGAGGCCGAGAAGGAGAAGCCCAAGAAGAAACCAAAGGCGUCCGCCGACGAGGCUGCUCCUACCCCCGCGAAGGCAAAGGGCAAGGCCAUAGCUGCCCCCGCCGCUCCAGCUGUCGAGCCCGCCCCUCCGACGUCCGAGCCCGCGAAGAAGAAGCGUCGCAAGUCCACCGCCGAAGCCGAGCCGGCGCCCGCCGUUGCUCCUGCCCCCGCGUCAAAGCCUGCAGUCGCCGCCCCCACCGACACCGCGCCAGAAAAGAAGAAACGGAGAAAGUCACAAGCCGCCUCAGAACCUCCUGCCGUCGUCUCCGGGCCCGCAGCUGCACCCGCUCAGCCGGCGCCCGCCGCUGAAGCCGACGCCCCCCUCCCCCGAAGAAAGAGAAGCGCAAGAAAGCCCGCGCCUCUCUCUCCGAAGCGUCUUCUACCCCUGCCUCCGCUCCUGCUGUGACCGAGUCCCCCGCCCCCACGACGCCCGCCGCACAGAAGAAGAAACGCCGCGCGUCCGCCGUGGACCUCUUCGACUCCCCCGCCGCCGCCCCUCCCGCCGCCACCGCCGCCGCCACCCCAGCCGCACGCGCCGUCCCCGCAAACCCGCCCAACACCCCCGCCGACGGCCUCGCCGGGGAGACCCCUGCGAAGCGCAAGAAGCGGACCAAGGGCGCGGGCGCGGUCGCAGACACCCCCGUGACGAGCGCGAUCGCGAAGCUCUCUGCCGCCCCCGCGGACGCCGCGGGAGCUGGCGAGGGCGAGGGCGAGAGCGUCGGGGAGACUCCCAGCGGGAAGAAGCCGCGGCGGAAAAAGUCGAAGGCCGCGCUCGCUGGCGCUGCUGAGGACGCGCCCGCGCCCGCUGUCGAGGCCGCAACGCCCGCUCACGCUCCCGCAGCUGCAAUUGCAGCUGCCGACGAUGCGGCGGGGGGCGCAGCACCAGAGAAGAAAAGGAAGCGGAAGCACAAGGACGCCUCCGCCGUUGUAGCGAGCGAGCCGGCGCCGGCGACGCCCUCGCUGAGCGCGGAGGAGCUGAAGCAGAAGAAGCUUGCGGCGUCGGGCGUUGAGAGGAAGAAGGAGAAGGUGCUCGCAGGCAAGGCGGGCGCGGGGAAGGGCGCGAAGGCGGGGGUCGUGGGCAAGGCGAAGAAGCUCUGAGUCGAGUCGAGUCGAGUCGAGUCGGGCUUGGUGGCGAGGUGAGCUUGUUGUCGAGUUGUCGCCUGAUGUUCGCUGGGUGUAUGCGCCAUGUACGGGUUCGUAGGACAUGCGCUUGUGUGCGUUGUGAAUCUGAGUUGUUCCAGACCUGGCUCGAUCGGUUUGUUGUUACGAUGGCAUUGCACUGAGAUAGUUUGUACUGCAGACGAUAUGCGUAGGGGUUUGUGGGAGGGAGCGGAUAGGAAUGAGCGAUAGACGAGACGCGAACAGAUGAGCAGGAAGAUGGGCAGAGGAGAUGCAUGCAUGGUCGAUGAAUAAAGAACAGUUCGUGGGUGCGAAUGCGAGAAAUGCAAGAGUCACGAUGGGCGCGAAGCGGUAUACGUAUGUACACAGUACAGAGUUCGUGAAUGGCGUGAAUGGGCGUGAGCAGAGAAACAGACAGCAUAAAGUAGAGGAGCAGACGGCUAGUAGUACAGACACAUGAACGAAUGCGAGAUGCGUACUCAGAUGCAUAGCGAUCGAAAGCAAAUGCCGGCCUCAUCCCGGCUCCCGGGUACCGACGUCCGAGGCCAAAGUCUCUCCCAUCUUCGACUUGUGGGUAUCCGCACGGCCAGAGCGAGCCAGUCGUGCCUGGGUUGGCCGACAGCCCCGCGCGCACAAUGCGUGGACACUGCGUGGCAUGUAGCGUCCACACCCAGCGUGCCAUCGCUGGCUUCGAGCUCAGUGCCACACCCAAGGGUCCCGGUACUCCUUCUUGAACACGCGCGUGACCGUGCCGCACGAGUCGCACGCGCGCGGCGCGGGCUCGUACACGUCGCUCGGGUACGGCCGCCCGCCGAGGGCGUCGGGGUCCGGGUGGCGGUCGCCGGCGUAGGGGCGGCCGCGGCCGUUGGAGUGGUACCAGCGGGGCUCCAUCUGGCAGUAGCGCUUGCCGAAGUUGGCGUUCGGGCAGUAGCACGUCCCUCUCGAGUGGUGGGACUCGCAUGAGCCACACGCCUGGUAACCGCACUCCCUGCACAUCGCGAGGCGGCGGCCCUCGCCGACCUGGGCGUUGCACCCCGUGCAGAUGCCCUCGGGCGGCCGCUUGGGGCGGGUCAUCGCGAUGCGGACGUCCAUCUCGUGGAGCUUCUGGUGGAUCUUGCACUCGCGCUGGUGAUUGCGCCAGCCCGCGUUCUGGCACCUCUUGGAGCAGUAGCGCGUGGUCUUGCAGGCGGAACAUGCGUAGGGAGCCUCGGCGGUGCAGACCUCGCAGAAGGCGUAGCCACAGCGGUCGUCGUCGAGAGGCGGCGGGGGGUCGGGCAUGAAGAUGGCGGCGAGGGUGAAGAUGACCAUGGCACCGGCGAAGGUGGAGACGGAGAGGAGGAAC
Dichomitus squalens LYAD-421 SS1 is the source of this 3447-nucleotide messenger RNA. RefSeq names its product ribosomal protein L1. The transcript has 6 exons. Lineage: Eukaryota; Fungi; Basidiomycota; Agaricomycetes; Polyporales; Polyporaceae. Gene Ontology annotation, cellular component: 90S preribosome. The record is from RefSeq and is a predicted model, not a curated record. The coding region runs from base 1 to 1392 and encodes 463 amino acids.